This is a messenger RNA of Raphanus sativus (radish), 1916 nucleotides long. Its product is annotated as beta-glucosidase 8-like. The transcript is spliced from 13 exons. Lineage: Eukaryota; Viridiplantae; Streptophyta; Magnoliopsida; Brassicales; Brassicaceae. Gene Ontology annotation, biological process: carbohydrate metabolic process. Bases 283 to 1791 code for a protein of 502 amino acids. Gene Ontology annotation, molecular function: beta-glucosidase activity. The record is from RefSeq and is a predicted model, not a curated record.
CUCUCGUGCUCAAAAAGUCAAGUGCCCCCCCACGCGGCCACACUUCUUGCAAGAGCCACGAGCCUCGUCGUUGUUGGAGCUACAAGGUCCUCAUACUUCUGCUGACUCGUCUUCGGCUCCACCUUGCUCGUCGGCGCGUAAGGAUCAUAACCGAUCGCGCUCUGCGAGUCUGAAGCGCCGCGCUGCUGUGGACACGGUUGUUCCCCGUCAUGCGAACUCUUCCCGCGGUGGAGGUCUUAGUUUCUCUCGCGGAGAGCCGGGUAGGUUUUGGGAGGAUAAGAGAUGGAGCUUUUUUAUUUUCUGGUUACCAUUUGUUUGAGUUUGGCUUUCUCCGGGAGAUGCAGUGAUGACUAUAGCAGGAAUGAUUUCCCGGAGGGAUUCGUCUUCGGAUCCGCAGUUUCAGCUUUUCAGUGGGAAGGAGCUGUUGAUGAAGACGGACGGAUGCCUAGUGUAUUGGAUACAACCGUUCACUCUAGUAAUGGAUCUAGCGGAAUUAUAGCUUGUGAUGGGUAUCAUAAAUAUAAGGAGGACGUAAGGCUAAUGUAUGACAUGGGUUUAGAUGCAUUCCGACUCUCCAUCUCGUGGUCGCGGCUUAUACCAAGUGGAAGAGGUCCUGUGAAUCCAAAGGGUUUGCUUUUCUACAAAAAUCUCAUACAAGAGCUCAAAAGACAUGGAAUUGAACCGCAUGUUACAUUGUAUCACGAUGAUCUGCCUCAGGCUCUUGAAGAUGAAUAUGGAGGAUGGAAGGACAGAAAAAUCAUCAAGGACUUUACGGCCUAUGCUGACGUUUGCUUCAGAGAGUUUGGGAACACAGUGAAAUUCUGGUCAACAAUUAAUGAGCCCAAUAUGUUAGCAUUGGUAAACUAUGGUGUGGGAUUUCUCUCUCAAACUAAUUGUACUCCUCCUUUUGAGAUGGUCAACUGCACCAAAGGAAACACUUCAACUGAGCCAUAUAUUGUACUCCAUAACAUGUUGCUUGCACAUGCAUCGACCGCGAGAUUGUAUAAGCAAAAUUAUAAGCAUAAGCAAAAUGGAUCUGUAGGUAUAACCUUUUUUGCAUUCUGGAUGGUUCCUUUUACUACCUCUGAAGAGGACGAGAUUGCAACUCAGAGAGCCAAAGAUUUCUUAUUAGGCUGGGUUUUGCAUCCGUUGGUGUUUGGGGACUAUCCUAAUGUAAUGAGGAGAAUCGUGGGCAAGAGACUGCCAUGUUUUUCGGAAGAAGAAUCAUAUCUUGUUAAAGACUCAUCCGACUUCUUGGGAGUCAUACACUACACAACAACCUACACCACGGCAGACUUAUCCAGUCCCAGCCAAAGAGAUUUUCUUUCAGAUAUGGCUGCAUCAAUGAUCCCCAUUGGGAAUUCCACACUGUUCACUAUUGAUGUGCUUCCAUGGGGUCUUGAAGGAGUGUUGGAAUACAUAAAGCAAAACUAUGGCAAUCCUCCUGUCUACAUUCUUGAAAACGGUCGACCUACCAACCACCACUCACCGCUUAAUGAUGUGGAAAGAAUUGAAUACCUGCAUGCUUACAUCGCUGCCGUGCUUAAUUCAGUGAGGAAUGGGUCAGAGACAAAAGGCUAUUUCCAGUGGUCUUUCAUGGAUUUGUUCGAGUUUAUCAAUUCCAAUUAUACAUAUGGCUUAUACUAUGUGAAUUUCAGCGAUCCGGAACGUAAGAGAUCUCCUAAAACCUCUGCUCUUUGGUAUUCUUGUUUUCUCAAUGGCACCACCACUUGUUCACAAGACCUCAAGAACAUCUCCCUAUCUUCUUCUCCUGGUCUUUCAUCUUCUUAACUAUUAGCAUUUUCUCUUCUAUUUUAUGUAUUAUUAGGAUAGACCCGCCUUACGGACGAACGGAUGUAUAAAUAAUACUAUUGAUUUGAAAAAGUAUAUAUAAAUAUAGAUACAAUUUCCUAACA